Lingula anatina is the source of this 709-nucleotide messenger RNA. Its product is annotated as tRNA (guanine(10)-N(2))-methyltransferase TRMT11. The record is from RefSeq and is a predicted model, not a curated record. Gene Ontology annotation, biological process: methylation. Gene Ontology annotation, cellular component: cytoplasm. Gene Ontology annotation, molecular function: tRNA (guanine(10)-N2)-methyltransferase activity; nucleic acid binding. Lineage: Eukaryota; Metazoa; Brachiopoda; Lingulata; Lingulida; Lingulidae.
AUCCCCAAGAACGCCAAUAUGUCUGCGCCCUGUGUAAACGUGGGAAAGAGAUUUAUUUUUCAUUUUGUAAACGAUUUAGUCGAUUUCAAACUACCUGAACUUAAAGCAGUAGCGGACUACUUCAGUAUUCAGCUCGGUUUUGAUCCAAAAUCGUACGACAAGCAGGAUCCAUUCAUUGUUGUAACUCUUGAAAAUGAGAAGCAAGCAAAACAAAUUACUAGCAGAACAGUACUUGUUAGGAGUGUAUAUAAUUACUGGGCAGAGGGAACAUCAAGGGAAGAGUUGUACCAGAAUAUAAAACAGCUUAAAGAUACUUUUAAGGAAGCUUACUGUUCACCUAGCAGGUCAUUUAAGAUAAACAUUGAGUCAUACAACCUGAAGCAGGAUUUUCAAACAAUACCAAAAAGAUUGCAGGAGUUGGCAGAGCAUGCAAACUUAGACCUGCAGGGUCCUGUGAACCUGUCGUCUCCAGACGUCUCCUUUUAUUUCCUGGAAUACUACGGCUCUCAAGGGACUAAACCCGUGGCCAAGAAACUGUACUUUGGGACAUGGGUAGCUGAUGGACAGAAACAUUUAGCACAAAGAUAUGAUCUCAAAAAAAGACAUUACAUAGGCAAUACCAGCAUGGAUGCCAGACUGUCCCUCCUGGUGUCCAACCUGGCCCUGGCUGGACCUGGCAGCUGGGUACUGGACCCCUUUGUGGGAACAG